Messenger RNA from Acanthochromis polyacanthus (spiny chromis), 2328 nucleotides. RefSeq names its product deleted in malignant brain tumors 1 protein (gene cuzd1.1). The record is from RefSeq and is a predicted model, not a curated record. The transcript has 19 exons. Gene Ontology annotation, cellular component: cell surface. Lineage: Eukaryota; Metazoa; Chordata; Actinopteri; Pomacentridae. Bases 147 to 2195 code for a protein of 682 amino acids.
UAAUGACUGCUGUGUAAUUCAGCACUUUGACAUUGGUGACAUCAGUAACUUUAUGGGUGCUAAAACAAAGUCUCUAAGGAGGCUACUGGCUAUAUAAGCUACAAUGUUCAUUACCUGAAGCAGGCUGGAAAGAAGAAGGAUUCACCAUGUGGACUCUCUUGUUUCUUUGCAGUGUGCUCACCAUGCACGGCGUGCAAGGUGCUGGUCGGUGGUACUAUACAAGUUAUACAACAGCAGACAGAACGCCAACCGAGCCCAGCACAGAUCAGCCCUCAUGCCGUUACAACUGUGGCUAUUCCUUGGGAAGCUGCUCCUGCUCCAGCUCUUGUCGAUACAACGGCAACUGUUGUCAUGACUACAGCCGGUACUGCUACUACUACAAGACUACUGAAACACCCUAUGCCACCUCAGCUCAGCCCUCAUGUCGUUACAACUGUGGCUAUUCCUUGGGAAGCUGCUCCUGCUCCAGCUCUUGUCGAUACAACGGCAACUGUUGCCGUGACUACAGCCGGUACUGCUACCAUACCACUUACGCACCCGUUACAGCUCAGCCAUCAUGUCGAUACAACUGUGGCAGACACAUGGGAAGCUGCUCCUGCUCCAGCUCUUGUCGAUACUACGGCAACUGUUGCUAUGACUACUCCUGGUACUGCUACGAGACCUCUGCAACACCCGAUCGCACCACAGCUCAGCCCUCAUGUCGUUACAACUGUGGCUAUUCCUUGGGAAGCUGCUCCUGCUCCAGCUCUUGUCGAUACAACGGCAACUGUUGUCAUGACUACAGCCGGUACUGCUACCAUACCACUUACGCACCCGUUACAGCUCAGCCAUCAUGUCGAUACAACUGUGGCGGACACAUGGGAAGCUGCUCCUGCUCCAGUUCUUGUCGAUACAAUGGCAACUGUUGCUAUGACUACUACUCCUACUGCCACACCACAACUCACUGGCCACACACAACUCACUGGCAAACCACAGGAAACCCAUGUGGAGGCUAUCUGUUUGGCUCUGGCACCUUCUCCAGCCCUAACCACCCCGACCACUAUAACGACCACAGCUACUGCGUCUGGCAGCUCAGAGCUUCUCAUGACCAAAGAAUCUACAUCACAUUCGACUUUGUGGAACUGGAGAACUGCUGCAGCUGUGACUACGUCUCAGUCUACGAUGGCUCAUCUGUUUAUUCAGGACUUUUGGGGAAAGUUUGCAACGGCAAUGUGGCCUCUUUCUUCUCCUCUUCCACGUACAUGACUGUGCUCUUCCGCACUGAUAGCUCUGUGGUCGCUCGAGGGUUCAGGGCUGAGUUCAUGAGCACUCUGCGAUCAAGCUCAGGUCGAGUGGAGUGCUCCUCAGAAAACAUGAACAUUGUGAUCAGCAGGAGUUACUUGAGCUCUCUGGGCUACACUGGAAAUGAUCUGUACCUGAAUGACCCAAACUGCAGACCGUAUUAUAAUUCCAAUUACGAGGUGGUCUUCAGCUACUCCAUUACCAGCUGUGGCAAUGUUAAAAAGAUCGACAACGGCACAGUUAUUUACACCAACAACGUCGGUGCCUCCAACUCCUCCUCCUCGUCCUCCGAGAUCACACGCCAAAGUCAUUUUGAGCUGAAUGUCAACUGUCGAAUGGAUAAGGACUCGGUGUCCCAGACUGUGUAUAUUGUCAAUCAUCCUGGCAGCAGCAGCAUCAUUGGCUCAGGCAAAUUCAACACCAGCAUGGAUUUCUACACAUCCAGCAGCUUCUACGACAAGGUGACUCAAAGGCCCUAUAGUGUAUCACUCAACGAGUACAUGUACGUUCAAGUGGACCUGUGGAGGCCGGACGGCAGCCUGGUGAUCUUUAUUGACACCUGCGUGACCUCGCCGUCUGCCGAUGAUUUCUACAGCAAACCUUACUACUUGGUCCGUGACGGAUGUUCUGCAGACAGCACCUACUAUGCCUACAUUAGCGGCACUCGCUCCUAUGCCCGGUUCAGAUUUAAGUCCUUUCAGUUCUUGCGUGCCUCCAAGGCUGUAUACAUCCAGUGCACGGUUCUGAUAUGCCCAGCCUCUGACUACAAUUCCCGCUGCCGCCGUGGCUGCAUGAGACGUACAGCCAGAGACCUGGGGUCAGACCAUGAGAGCCAAACUCUGGUUCUGGGUCCCAUUCAGCUCAAAGACCCUGAGAAAAAGGAAGAAGGGAGUGACGAGCAGAGCAAGGCUUAACUUGACACUCCAGUGACAUACUCUAAUCAACUUUUAACUUCUCUUUCUAUCCUGUUCUGACAAUUUAUACUCAGCAUUUCAUUUCUUUUCCUUUCUAUCACAUUACUUGAUUAAAAGCAUCAUCAAAAGACAA